Molecule: messenger RNA, 2686 nt
Organism: Cannabis sativa
Lineage: Eukaryota; Viridiplantae; Streptophyta; Magnoliopsida; Rosales; Cannabaceae
Exons: 10
Coding region: 713-2539 (608 amino acids)
Source: RefSeq, a predicted model, not a curated record
ACAAAAUCUAUUACUUAAUAAUAAAUAAACCAAUAAUAAUUUAGAAAACCAAAAUUGCAAGCUACGUUAAAACUUAAAACAAAUCACUUGGUAAAUUAUGAAGCAAACUCUCUCUCUCUCUCUCUCUCUCUCUCUCUCUCUCUCUUAAUUUCACACGUACAAACCCACACACACGUGUGAGUGAUGUUACCUGAAAGCUCCCUCUCAACUUCACCCUUCUCCAAUCUCCAUCAUUAUUUAUUAUUACUCAUACUCCAAUAUAUUUUUUUAAAAUAUUUUAUACAUAAUUAUAUGGAUACAUUUUAAUUCAAAUACUAAUAAUACUAAAUUUAUUAUUAAUAAUAAUAUAUGUGAUACGUUAGUGACACGAUUUUCACAUCCACCAUUAUAGUUGUUGAUUCUGUUGUGUGAUAAUUCCUUUGGUUCAAAGAUUUGGUAUAUUUUACCAACUUUAUUAUUAUUAUUAUUUAAAUUAAAAUUUGAUCAAACUACCAACAAAAAUAAAUAAAUAAAUAAAAUAAAAACCCAAUUAUAUAUAUAAUAUCCACACCAACUUUCAUGCCUAUACAUAAUACUAUUACCACUUCACCUUGAAAAAAUUUGUUAUAUUUGAUCAUUCAAAUUAAUUGUUUAAAUUCUCAGUUGGGAUUUUUUUUUUUUGGUUAAUUUCUUUUUUCGGGGCGAAUAAAUAAAGAAAUAUUUCGGCUACUUCAUGGCGAGCCAGCUAACCGCCGGAGAUCACUACGGUGGUAUACCGGCGGCGGCCGGGAAUAUUAUUCGAAAGAAGAAGCAAAAUGGGCAACGAAAGAGAGAAGAGCUUGAAAGAGAGGUUUCUGUACUUGAAACCAUGUUGAACCAAGAAGAAAGAAUGCGUGAGGUUCUUGACCAAGUCCAUAAUAAUCAACAUCACAAAGGAUCUUCCAUUACUAUCCCAAAUUUUCUUCCUCCUAAGACUAAAGAACUAUUAACAGAGUUAGCUAUGGUUGAAGGUGAGAUUUCAAGACUUGAGAGCCAAAUCAAUCAACUUAAACUUGGAGUAGUGCAACAUGAACAAGAAGUAGCAACAAAGAACAAAGAAUCGAAAUCGAAACAAUGGCGAUUCGGAUCGCCAAUUCGUUCCGUUGUCAAUCCUUCUUCUUCAUCAUCAUCCUUUACAUUUCCAAGUCCAAUGCAUAAUAGUAAUAAUAAUAAUAAUAAUACUAAUAAUAUUAAUGGUGUUGAAACCAAAACAUUACAUUUCAUAAGUAAAGCCAUAAAAGGUGAUUAUUAUAACAAUAAUAAUAAUAAUAAUGACUUUAGUCUAAACCCUAAAAGGGGAAAUAUGAAAGAGAAUAAUUACUUUCAUGAAGAAAAAGUUCCAAGAAAAAGUGGUGUAAUGUUGAAGCCAUCUUCUCCUAUGAGAGAUAUAAGAAAUCCAUCACCUAAGCCUAUGAGAAAUUUUGUGACAUCUAAUUUAGACCUUCCACCGAAGCCUGUGUCAGCACUAGUUCAAAAUUCGGAAGAGAAUAACAUUCAGAAUUGGCAACCUAAUAAGCUCUCUGAGGAAAUUAUGAAGUGUCUGAAUUUGAUAUACAUUAGGCUUCUUAGAACAACAAGAGCAAUGGAGCUAGAAAAAUCUGGCCCCAUUUCGCGGUCAUUGCAAUACUCUUCGACUUUGAGCUCGAGAAGUUUUAGGGUUGAGGCUGGCUUGAACUCAUCAUCAAAAGAAUCAAGGCAACAAGAUCCUUAUGGCAUCUUCAAUCUUGAAGAGUCUAUUCCAAGAGACAUUGGACCUUAUAAGAACUUGGUUAUUUUUACUUCAAGCUCUAUGGAUCCAAAAUGCAUCUCAAGCCCUAGUUCUGUUCCACUCUUAAGAAAAUUAAGGUUGUUAAUGAACAAUCUUCAGACAGUAAAUUUGAAGAACUUGACAUACCAUCAGAAGUUAGCAUUUUGGAUCAACAUGUACAAUGCUUGUAUAAUGCAUGGAUAUAUCCAAUAUGGAGUGCCAUCUACCCCAGAAAAAUUGCUAACAUUAAUGAAUAAGGCAAUUCUCAACAUUGGUGGAAAUAUCAUCAAUGCUCAAGCCAUUGAGCAUUAUAUUUUGAGGAAAUCAGCACCCUCAAUCAUGAAAGAGAAUGGCGAAAACGACGAUAAAGAAUCAGUCGUUCGCAAACUUUAUGGCCUCGAAACGACAGAUCCUAAUGUCACAUUUGCCCUUUGUUGCGGAACUCGUUCUUCUCCAGCUGUGAGAAUGUACACAGGUGAAAGUGUUGUGGCUGAGUUAGAAAGAUCAAAAUUAGAGUAUCUUCAAGCUUCAAUAAUAGUAACAAGCACAAAGAAGAUUGGGUUACCAGAAUUACUUGUUACAAAUAUGCUUGAUUUUGCAGUUAGUAAAGAGUUACUAGUUGAGUGGGUUUGUCACCAUUUACCAACAGCUGGCUCACUUAGAAAAUCAAUUGUUGAUUGCUUUAGAUCCAAUAAUAGUGGAAGAAUUAUUUCUACUGCUACUGUUGAAAAAAUACCCUCUGAUUUUGAGUUCCAAUAUCUAUUGGCUAUAUAAAUAUAUAAAUAUAUUUCUUAUGUAAAUUUUAUACUGAAAAAUAUCACAUCACUUCUUUUCUUGUAAAUUUCUUUUUUCCCAAUUCAUGUAAUAUGUGAAGAACAAUAUAUUGUCUAUAAAUGAAUAAUAAAAAUCAAGAAUUUUUAA